AUGAACUCUCGCACGAUCCGAACCUCCGCAAAAAAAAGAGAUUCAAAUCUCGUCGAAUUUGCACCGAAUGAUCCCUCAGACCCUCGAAACUGGCCGGCAUGGCGAAAAUGGUCCAUCAUUCUGUCCAUUACGUUCGCAAAUUUCACAGUGAUCUGGAACGCAUCCGGAUACACCACUGCUUUGACGAUGUUUGAGGAGAAAUGGGGGACUUCUGCUGAAGUUGCUGUGUUGCCUCUGACACUUUAUGUGUUGGGUUUGGCUAUCGGACCCAUGCUUCUCGCGCCUCUCAGCGAGUACUUUGGGAGGACGCCAGUGUAUCUGUCGAUGUUUCUGAUUAGCGCCCUGUUUCUAUUAGGAACAGCUGUUGUCCCUACGAUCACUGGUUUCAUGAUACUGAGAUUCAUUACUGGUUUCUUUUGCUCAGCGUCCAUUGCCAAUAUUGGCGGAACGAUAGCUGAUUUGUGGGAUCAUCAUCAUACCGGAUUUCCCCUUUCCAUAUUCACACUCACGUCAGCCUCCGGUUCCUCUAGCGGAUACUUCGCAUACUCAUUCAUCGCCCAACUCCAUGGUUUGAAAGCAGUUCUCUGGGCGAUGACGGGAGUAACAGGAGGUUUCUUCGUCAUGCUCUGCCUGGUUUUGAACCUCAGCGAGACUCGACAUAGUGUCAUUCUUCGCCGCCGGGCUGCAAAAGCUCGCAAAGAGGCAGGGAACCAAGAUCUAGAAGUCGCGGAAGAUAUGAGGGCACAAAGCCUGAAGCACUUGAUCAAUAUCUCGUUAGCGAGGCCUUUUCAUUUCAUGUUCACUGAGCCUGUGAUCAUGUUCUGUGCUGCAUAUAAUGGGUAUUUGUUUGGAUUAACAUUCCUUUUCAAUGGGGCUUUUGCCUUGGUCUUUGGUUCUGAGGGCUAUGGCUUCGAUACAAUCGGAGUCGGACUUGACAACCUCGGAGUAGUUGCAGGCGUCUGCUUCGGUCCUCUCACGCAUCUCUGGCAGGAACGAUAUUAUCUUCGAAGGGUUCAGGAGGCUGGAGGAAAGAAUGUUCCCGAAGCGAGGGUUCAGAUGUCCAUGGUGGCAGCUGUGGUAUUUCCUGUCUCAUUGUUUUGGUUCGCGUGGACCACUUUUACCUCUGUUCAUUGGAUCGUGCCAAUUAUUGCAUCUGCUUUCUAUGGAUGGUCUUUCUACACUCUCAUCUUGAUGACGUUCAUGUAUGUCGAAGACACAUAUAAGGUCUAUGCAGCUUCAGCACUUGCUGGAGUGUGCUUUGCUAGGAAUAUUUUCGGGGGUGUCUUUCCAUUGUUCGGUACUCAGAUGUUCGAAAAUCUGGGAUAUAGAUGGGCAGGUUCACUACUUGGUUUCUUGGCGCUUGUUCUGAUGCCAAUUCCAUUUAUACUUGCGCGUUGGGGUCGUAUAUUGAGGAAGAGAAGUCCAUGGGCAAGGGAGCACAUGGAUGACCUUGAAGACUAUGAGAUUGAAGCUAUGGGUGUGAAAGUGGGACAUAAUUCGAGUUGA
Messenger RNA from Mollisia scopiformis, 1506 nucleotides. RefSeq names its product MFS multidrug transporter-like protein. Gene Ontology annotation, biological process: transmembrane transport. Gene Ontology annotation, molecular function: transmembrane transporter activity. NCBI's taxonomy places the organism in Eukaryota, Fungi, Ascomycota, Leotiomycetes, Helotiales, Mollisiaceae. The record is from RefSeq and is a predicted model, not a curated record. Bases 1 to 1506 code for a protein of 501 amino acids. The transcript is spliced from 4 exons.